This is a messenger RNA of Cygnus atratus (black swan), 3815 nucleotides long. It is a transcript of the gene KAT7, whose product is annotated as lysine acetyltransferase 7. The record is from RefSeq and is a predicted model, not a curated record. Gene Ontology annotation, molecular function: zinc ion binding; histone acetyltransferase activity. Bases 222 to 2054 code for a protein of 610 amino acids. Lineage: Eukaryota; Metazoa; Chordata; Aves; Anseriformes; Anatidae. Gene Ontology annotation, biological process: regulation of DNA-templated transcription. The transcript is spliced from 15 exons. Gene Ontology annotation, cellular component: nucleus.
GGGGGGGUGUGGACCGUGUCCCGGCGGAAGCGUGAGGGACCGAGCAGGGAACAGGGACUGGCGGCGGGAGCGGGCUGGCGCCGCCGGAGCAGCCGUGCCGGAGGACGGGAGACGCGGCUGUCACCACGGAGCCCGCCGGCGCUAACACGGCGGCGAACGCCGCUUCACGGCCUGGGGGCGCCGGGGACCAAGCAACCUCGCUGCCCCCGCCCCCACCGAGGAUGCCGCGCAGGAAGAGGAAUGCAGGCAGUAGCUCAGACGGGACAGAAGACUCCGAUUUCUCCACCGAUCCCGAGCACACAGACAGCUCUGAAAGCGAUGGCACAUCGCGGCGGUCUGCCCGUGUAACCCGCUCCUCGGCCAGGCUCAGUCAGAGCUCUCAAGAUUCCAGCCCGGUUCGUAAUCCACCGUCAUUUGGAGCAGAAGAGCCUGUCUAUUCUACGAGGAGGGUAACUCGCAGCCAACAGCAGCCCACUCCUGUGACUCCAAAGAAAUACCCGCUCCGGCAGACUCGUUCAUCUGGAUCAGAAACUGAGCAAGUGGUUGACUUCUCUGAUAGAGACACUAAAAAUGCAGCGGAUCACGAUGAGUCUCCACCUCGUACCCCCACCGGGAACGCCCCUUCCUCAGAGUCUGAUAUUGAUAUCUCCAGUCCAAAUGUAUCCCAUGAUGAGAGCAUUGCCAAGGACAUGUCCAUGAAGGAUUCUGGAAGUGACCUGUCUCACCGCCCUAAGCGCCGCCGCUUCCAUGAAAGCUACAAUUUCAACAUGAAAUGUCCCACUCCUGGUUGUAACUCUUUAGGCCACCUAACUGGAAAACACGAGCGACACUUCUCCAUAUCAGGAUGCCCACUGUAUCAUAAUCUCUCAGCAGAUGAGUGCAAGGUGCGAGCACAGAGCCGAGAUAAACAGAUUGAGGAGAGAAUGCUGGCCCAUCGGCAGGAUGACAACAACAGGCACGCCACCAGACACCAGGCACCAACCGAGAGACAGCUUCGGUACAAAGAGAAAGUAGCUGAGCUCAGGAAGAAGAGGAACUCAGGAUUAAGCAAGGAGCAAAAAGAAAAAUACAUGCACAGACAAACCUACGGCAAUACUAGGGAACCUCUACUUGAAAACCUGACUAGUGAAUAUGACCUUGAGCUUUUCCGAAGAGCACAAGCACGGGCAUCUGAGGACCUGGAGAAGUUGCGGCUCCAGGGCCAGAUCACAGAAGGCAGCAAUAUGAUUAAAACAAUUGCUUUUGGCCGUUACGAACUGGAUACGUGGUAUCAUUCUCCCUACCCAGAGGAGUACGCUCGCCUGGGACGUCUCUACAUGUGUGAAUUCUGUCUCAAAUACAUGAAGAGCCAGACAAUACUGCGCAGACACAUGGCAAAAUGUGUUUGGAAGCAUCCACCGGGUGAUGAAAUCUACCGCAAAGGCUCCAUUUCAGUUUUUGAAGUUGAUGGGAAAAAGAACAAGAUCUACUGUCAAAACCUGUGUCUGCUGGCAAAACUUUUCUUGGACCAUAAAACACUGUAUUAUGAUGUUGAACCCUUCCUGUUCUAUGUCAUGACAGAAGCUGACAACACUGGCUGUCACCUGAUAGGAUAUUUCUCCAAGGAGAAGAAUUCUUUUCUCAACUACAAUGUUUCCUGUAUCCUGACAAUGCCUCAGUACAUGAGGCAAGGUUAUGGCAAAAUGCUCAUUGACUUCAGUUAUUUGCUUUCUAAAGUAGAAGAAAAAGUUGGCUCUCCAGAACGUCCUCUGUCUGAUUUGGGUCUCAUCAGCUACCGUAGUUACUGGAAGGAAGUUCUGCUUCGUUACCUGCAUAAUUUCCAAGGAAAAGAGAUCUCUAUAAAAGAAAUCAGCCAGGAGACCGCUGUAAACCCUGUCGACAUUGUUAGUACGUUGCAGGCACUUCAGAUGCUGAAGUACUGGAAGGGAAAACACCUGGUCCUAAAAAGACAGGAUCUGAUUGAUGAAUGGAUAGCCAAAGAGGCAAAAAGAUCCAACAGCAAUAAGAUAAUGGAUCCCAGCUGUUUGAAAUGGACCCCUCCUAAGGGAACUUAACUGUCUGUCACUCCUGAAGCCAGUGAACCCCAGCAGUAGGAAAUACCCUAGGGAUCUCUGUUGUAUCUGUUGCUGUUGUGAUUGGCUGGUACAGUACCCUCCCGAAAGAUCAGUUCCCCUUGGUACUGUUCUGGCCCAGAUCUUUUGUGCACACCACAGACGCUAGUUCUGAGGAACUUUAUGUUUCGGCCUCAAUGAGGUUGCAAGGAUUGGAUCUGUAUAGGACCCAAACAAAGCUCCUAGCAGCACUGGCCCAAGGAGUUCUGAUAUCUGGUACUGUACCUGUCCAGUCACUGGUCUUACCCUCACGUUCUUAUUCCAAUGAGGUUGUGUUGUGUCCUGUAAUCUGGUUGUUUCUUCCUUCAGGUUCCUUGCUUUGUAAGUAACGGAGAUAACUUCUGUGGCUUUUGAACAAGGUCUAAUAGUGCUUGUUUGGGGGAAGUCUGGUUUUCUAACGAGCUGCAAUUACACUGACUUCAGCAUUUUAACUAGUCCUGCCUGAUGGACUGUUCCAUUCCGUAUAUCAGAUAGUUUUAGUAAGGUAACACGUCACCUCUUUCAGCAGUGUUUUCCGUAUAAUAUAGCAGGUCUUCACAUAGUUAAUAUUGUGCAGUCAGAAGCUUACAUAUCUUGUAACUGAGUGGUGUGAUUGUUAGUGUUAACCCCAGAGGAGUCAAGGCUAAGUGUCUGAGAACAUCACAGUCACAUGCUUCAUGGAGUUGCUCUUGGUACAGGCUCCUGGAGCUAUCACAGUACCACAUCCGUUGGAGAGACCUCUUUCAUUACACGUUGCUGCUUUCCUGGUUUCUCUCUUCGAGUUGGUGGGUUCCUUUACACAGAAAUAGCCCCUUUCAGUAUAUUUCACUGGAGAUACUUUUUCCCAGAAUGGUCUUCCUUGAAUCAUAUGUCUCUUCCUACUGGAGAGGAUUUUUUCCUCUAGACUGAAGAAAUAAAAUCUUAACUAUAGAUAGAUAUUUGAUAGCCUUGUCCAAACAGCCACAGAAACUCUGAAAUACAAAUAUUGUCAGUUGUUGGAUUGCCUACAGCGUACGUUCUGUGCAUCAGUGGCAGCUCCAGUUAGCUACGUGGAUGGUUUGCUUCUCUGACAGUGCAUCCUUGUUUGUCUUUGUAAAACAAAAAAGCUUUUACUUCCUCUGUCCCAUCAGCACCGCUGGAAGAAACUAUCAAACAAUGGCUUUCAAGUAUAACCACUGUCCUUGUGCCACAAGUUUGCUAUAUGGCUCCAAUGGGAUUAAAAGUGGGGGGACACAGUCUUGGAGUAGAUGAUGGCAGCAUCACGUAGUGCCAAUUUCCUUUAAACUUCCAGUGCUUUCUCAUUAAAUGGUGACUGAAGUGAAGCACUUGCAAUGUACCCGUAGGUAGGAGCCGUUUCCUGUUAACCACUGACCCAUCCUUAUGUGGAAAAGUUCUCUAUUGCCCUUCUGAUGGUUGUCUGCCUUUCUCUGCCUCCCUUAAAAAACAAAAAGAAGGAAAAAAAAAAGAAGAAAAAGGAAAAGGAAAAAAAAAAAGAUCAUCAGUACAUGAUGUAUACUUUGUGGGCAUUACUGAAUUUUGCUGUUUCAUGCCCUUUGCUCUUGUAUUGUAACUAACUCCAGAUACUCAUGAAACUAUCCAACAAAGUAGAUCUCUUGUGGAGUAGGGAAGAAGGCCAUUCUUGUGCAGAAGCUAAACCCUGUUCCCAUGAUGUGGUAGAAUGUGCUAUUCUUGUAUCUACUUCUCAAUAAAGCAUGUUCUCUGCUC